Messenger RNA from Anopheles maculipalpis, 2914 nucleotides. Its product is annotated as A disintegrin and metalloproteinase with thrombospondin motifs 1. The record is from RefSeq and is a predicted model, not a curated record. NCBI's taxonomy places the organism in Eukaryota, Metazoa, Arthropoda, Insecta, Diptera, Culicidae. The transcript is spliced from 13 exons. Gene Ontology annotation, molecular function: metalloendopeptidase activity. Gene Ontology annotation, biological process: proteolysis. Bases 15 to 2909 code for a protein of 964 amino acids.
UUGCGAGUCACAAAAUGAUGCGGCUUGGACUCUACCUUGCAGCGUCAUGGACGUUACUAUGUACCUACAGUGCCGCAAUGCCAGACAUCCAUCAUCACAUGUCCUCCGCCCAGCUACAGGAAGUGUUCCACGUGGAUCACGUCGAUCUGGUACCUCACUAUGAGCUCGUCAAACUAACACACCACACAAACAAGCCAGUCCUCGCAAGCUCCCGGCGAAAACGAAGCAUCGAUGGGCCGGUUACCAAAUCGAACGGAUUGUUUGGCGGUACGGCCGGUACUAACAGUCCCAACCAUCAUGUCAAGAAGGACCUCAGUAAGGUACGGUUCACCGAGAAAGUGAGCGAGCUGGGAGGAAAACCGGCCAGCCAGCAGAAGAAAGUCGUCCCGAAAGUCGUUGACGAUCGGCAAGACAUCCCACUAGAGGCGGGUCCUAUGGUGAGCAGCGAUCAGCAGCAGCAGCAGCCGGUUGAUGAUUCGACCACGCUGGAACCGAUGGAGGAUGGUGUCAGUAUAGCGGACAUUAAUGAGCACCGGGUGUCGUUCGACGCUUUCGGAGAGAAUGUGAACCUCACGCUUCGGAAAACAGAAGGAUUGCUGCGAGGUGGGGCACAUUCGCUGCGGAUGUGGAACGUCCGGUCGGAUCCCAACUCGACGCAGGGACUGGUUUACGAGGAGAUUCACGAUGAGGAUCCAGAACCAGCCGACUCCUUCGGUGACAUCUACCAGGAUGAGGGCAGUAUGGCAGCAGUGCUGAUGCGAAAGCAUCUGGAAAGUGGAGAUCUAAUGAUGGAGGGUAGUAUAGGUCAUGAACUAGUGAUAAAGCCAGUGCCAACCGACAUCUCCCAGGAGGAGGAUGGAAGUGUUCAUCACGUUAUUUAUAAGCGCAAAACUUCGGAGGAGCACAACGAUCAGUUUAGUGAUUAUGCAUUCAUGGAACCGGACCGACUACAGAAACGGUUUCGCUCCAAACGCAGCCCACAAGCGUACUACAAAAGCUCGCGAGCGAUCGAUCGGACCAUCUAUCCCGAAAUUCUGGUGAUCGUCGACUACGACGGUUACCGGCUGCACGGUGGUGAUAACGUGCAGGUCAAGCGCUACUUCGUCUCCUUCUGGAACGGUGUCGAUCUGCGAUACCGGUUGCUAAAGGGCCCGAAAAUUCGCAUCAGCAUCGCGGGCAUCAUUAUCUCACGGGGUCGUGAUGCUACCCCAUACCUGGAACGGAAUCGUGUCGGGCGGGACGCCAUCGAUUCCGCGGCUGCCCUCACCGAUAUGGGAAAAUACCUGUUCCGGGAACGAAGGCUCCCGGUGUACGAUAUUGCCGUUGCCAUCACGAAACUAGAUAUGUGUAGAAGGCAAUAUGCAAAUGACGCGUGUAAUCGCGGUACCGCAGGAUUCGCCUAUGUCGGUGGAGCGUGCGUGGUAAACAAGCGCCUUGAAAAGGUCAACAGUGUUGCCAUCAUUGAGGAUACCGGUGGUUUCAGUGGCAUUAUCGUUGCCGCCCAUGAAGUUGGCCAUCUUCUUGGUGCCGUACACGAUGGUUCCCCACCGCCAAGCUACCUCGGAGGGCCGGGCGCCGAGAAGUGUCGCUGGGAGGAUGGAUAUAUCAUGUCCGAUCUGAGGCACACCGAGCGAGGAUUCCGCUGGUCACCGUGCAGUGUGCAAAGCUUCCACCAUUUCCUCAAUGGUGACACAGCGAGCUGCCUUCACAAUCCACCCCACGAAGAUGAGGCGCUUGGGCGGGCGUUACCGGGAACACUGCUCUCGCUCGAUGCCCAAUGCCGGCGGGAUCGUGGAACGUCCGCCUGCUUCAAGGAUGAGCGUGUGUGUGCCCAGCUGUUCUGUUUCGAUUCGGCGAGCGGUUACUGUGUCGCGUACCGACCCGCCGCCGAAGGAUCCUCCUGCGGAGAUGGACAACAUUGUCUCGAUGGACGGUGUGUUGCGGAGCAUGAAAACAUUAUACCGGACUAUUCGCAACAUACUCCAUCGUACACGCGCUACAAUCAGCAGUCUGUGAAAUAUAACUACGACGACAAGUCAGAUCAGCAGGAAGAAUAUUAUGAACCGUCUAGCACGCCAACGACAUCAACGACAACCAGCACCACCACCACCACUACAACAACAACCACCACCACCACCACCACAACACCACCACCGCCGCCAGCGACAUCGACGAGGAACUAUUACCAGUAUUUCCAUCACAAGUCCACGAGUACCUAUCCCAAUGAUUACCAUUCAGCUAAAAGCCCUAGCCCUAGUGAUAAUGGUAACGGUAAUGGCAACCAAUAUCACAACAACAACCACAACAACAACAACAACAACUACGGCAACAACAAUUACGCUCACUACAACCCGACGACCAAGUCGACACCGUACAGUACGAAACCGACGACCAAGACACCGUACGUGUUCAGUAAAUAUACCUUCAGCUCGACCAAAGCUCCAACAACAACCACCACCACAACGCAUCGACCGUCCUGGAACAAUGGCAACCGUGAGGAUGACAAUAGUAACGCAUUACAGCACUACAACAGCCAACAGCAACCGCACCAACAACAACAGCACUACCAACACCACAACCAACAGCCGUACGGUGGGGAUGGUGGAUACGAUCAGGGUGGACAUGAUGCCGGUCCUUUCCCCACCACCACCACCACCAUCACCACCACGACACGCAAACCGAAAGCCACCUACCAUCCGGUGUUCGAUGUGUACUUCAACCGGAUCGCACAAACGACCACACGCAAUCCGUACAACUUUUCCUACUUUGCCAAACGCACCACCACCAAAAGCGCACCGAACUACGCACUGAACGGCAACUAUCUCGGUGCAAACAGUCAGCUUAGUGUGGCCAGUGUUGCCACCGGUGGAGCUAGUAGCACAUCGGCACGCACCGGCCGUUACUACUGAGCGUU